GUCAGACGGCCACGAGCGGCGAAGCAGCGUUAAUUGAACCGCUGCUCUUUAAUGAAGCUUCAAGCAAACAGCUCGGGUUGAGAUGGACGCGGUGUCGGUUCUGGGCGGUGCCGAGUGAGCAAAGUUUCUAAUGAGACUAUGAAAGCGAAGUGGAAGCAGCGGCGGCAGCUGUAGGUCGACCCGCUCCGUUAACGGAAGUAUGGACGUGGAAACCGGACCCAACCGGGACUGAGUCUCCGAACCGGUUUCAUGGCACCUUCCUCUCCCUGCCAGAUGCCUCCGCGGGGCGACAGGGGCUAUAACCCGGCGUCGGUAUCCCCUGCUCCGCCUGUCCCACCGAGGAGGGUCCGGAGCCGGGACACGAGCUCCGGCAGGACGCGGCGGUCCGGGGCCGGCACCGGGGCCGGUACCGGGGCGGCGGAGAGGCGGGUGAAGUGUGUCCUGGUCGGGGACGGAGCUGUGGGUAAAACCAGCCUGGUGGUCAGCUACACCACCAACGGAUACCCCACGGAGUACGUCCCGACGGCGUUCGACAACUUCUCAGCCGUGGUGUCAGUGGACGGACAGCCAGUCAAACUGCAGCUGUGUGACACAGCUGGACAGGAUGAGUUUGACAAGCUGCGCCCUCUGUGUUACACCAGCGCCGACGUCUUCCUGCUGUGCUUCAGUGUCGUCAGUCCUGCCUCCUUCCAGAACAUUCCUGAGAAGUGGGUCCCCGAGAUCCGGAGCCACGCGCCCUUCGCUCCCCUCGUCCUCGUCGGCACGCAGUGCGACCUCAGGGACGAUGUGAAGGUUCUGAUCGACCUGAACAAGUACCGGGAGCAGCCCGUGGACCCGUCGGACGCCCGGCGCUGCGCGGUGGAGAUCGGCGCCGUGGCCUACAUGGAGUGCUCCUCGCUGACCCAGAAGAACCUCAAGGAAGUGUUUGACACGGCCAUACUGGCCAGUCUGCAGAACUGCGGCCCGCACAAGCGCCGCAGAGGGAAACAAAGGCCGUGCAAACAGAACCGGCAGACGCCGGACAAGAUGAAGAGUCUGUCGAAGUCGUGGUGGAGGAGGUACUGUUGCGUGGCCUAGAGAGAAGCAGCAGCAGCGGGUGGAUGCAUGGACGCAGCGGAACCAGAGGAGCAGGACCUCACGCUGAGAGCCAAAGAUUUACUACUGAGCUCAGCCGGGUUUAACAGAACCUGGGCCUGUUCGCAAAGAAGAACUAGGGAUGUGCCAUUUUGUGCCAAAAUGGGCUUUUUUCCCUCCCUGGAAUUAACAUCAAGGUGAUCAAGGUCCUCUCCAACCACAGUGAAUAUGAUUAUGAUGUUCAUUCUGGUCCACAUCUGAACCUUUGUCUUCUGUGCCUCAUUCAUUUAAGUGAUGUUCAGCCCAGUGUUCUGGACUUUAGACCAGCAGAACUCCUCAUUUGAUCACUGAACAUUAUUUUUAGUUUAGACAUUUUCCACCCUGUGGUUGAGUUUUUUAUUAUUUUCUCCUGCUCACAUGCUCACAUGCUCACAUGUCGGUUUCAGGCGCUGUGUGAUUUUGGACUUUUAUGCAUCUGGAUUUUUGUUGUUUUAUUUGGUUGCUUCGAUCGCUUUGCUCCAAAGUGGGAUCAGAAUGUGAAUCAGUUUGGAAAAGACAUCAAAAAACAUCUCACACAUAACACAUUGCAAAUUAAGGGUAAUUAUGAACUAUGAAAUAAGCUCAGCUGUGCUUGAAGGGCUUUGCAGUCUGUGUAACUGGGCUGGUACCAGCGUGGUUUAAAUCAGAACCAGUCCGACUGACACUCAGCCUUAAUGGGACAGAGGGACCUUAGAGCUGUGAUGGCUCUUCCUCCUAACCAUCAUCACAUUGUUCCAACAGCCACAGCUCCGUUCGGCAACCGGGCGACUUGUAUUUGGAAUGUUCCCCCGUCCUCCAACAGCUCACGUCAGCGUUCAGGUUUCAAGGCAGGCAAAGCCUUUAAACGGGUUUCUGAUAAUAGUCUGGCCUGAUGUGUGUUUGAUUUAUCUGUCCGGAGCCUGAAGUGUGAGCACUCAACAGAAUUGGAAUUCAAGGAGCCCUUUGCACGUGUUUCAUUUACAGACUCAGCAGCUUUGCUGCAGGACAAAAGGUUCUGGACAAAGUUGGACCUCUUCUUAUUUAUUGACCUUCAAUUUGAUUUCCCCUGUGUCGCUCCUACACUACACAGCAUCUGUACCUGUUGUGUUAAAGCUGCAGCUUCCUGUGUCUCCUCCAGAAUCAAUUUGAUAGGUUAAUGCAGAUGUUUUGCUGAGAUUCUUCUUCUCUUGUCUGAACGAGCUUGCACCAGCACUCCCACCUCUGGUUCUGGCCAUUUUGUUAACAGUGGGAUUUAGUCAGAGACAGAUCCAUUUUCUUAGCGUCAAAUAACUGUUAUAACUGUUAGCCCAGAGCUAAAAGGGCUCCUGUUACCGCUACGUGGUAACAGGAGUCCUGGGUCAGGAUUAGCCGUGGGGUGAGAGGCUUGAUCAUUUUCCGAGGGCGGAGCUGUUUUUCUGUUUUUCGUCGCUACCUGACGUGCUACUGUGUUUUUCUGUGCCUGUCGUCUCGUGGCUUUUUUUUACUGGCAUUCUGGAAGUUGACUCAGAGCAAAUGUAAUAGUUUGGUGUAAGUCCGGCAUGUAGCUUUGAAUGAGGUUUGUUAAGUGAGCAGGCCGGAGGAAACAUGGGGGAUUUCUGACUAACGCUCCUCAGACUCUUGAAGAUGCUGAUAAUGAUUAGGACAUUUGUUGAGAAACUAAACACACUUACAUGUUUGUGCUCGGUGACUUCAGGCCUCAGUCUGAAGCCUUGGCCAGUUUCUGCUGAAGAUGUGAGUGAAUGUUCUCACUGUGUCGCUUUGCUCAUGAUAGAAAACCUAUUGUUUCUUCAUGGGGGAAAGACAUAAUAAGUGGCUUGUCUGGCUGUUUGUGUGCAGCCUUGGCUGGUGGUGGAUCUAAGUAGGCUAAAGGUCACACAGACACUGAUGGUAGCUGCCACUUCCUGGCCUUUAAUCUGUCCCCUGCUUUCACAUUUACUAUUGAUUGGCAGCUGAGAGUAUUUGUGAAAUAGUCAGACGUCCAGGACGCAUCUGGCCUGGAUGAAGCUGAGGCGUCAGAAUAUUACAGGAGCCAGAAUGAAGUGAGGGAUCCGCAGCACGUACAGAGCGGCCUGCAAAACAGAGGAGGGACGUUGUAAUGUGGAACAGAUGGGUCUGAACGUGAACUAUUGUGUGGAGACGGUCAGAGAAGAGACGCUGGAGCAUUUCUCUGUACACGAAAACGGAAUCUAAUGGGAAGUUAAAGUGCUUUAAUUGGAUGUUUAGAUGCUGAGAAUAACAGUCUGAUUCCAGCUGUUGGUUGUCAAACAGCAGAACCCUGGAUUGAAUAACAUCACCCAUGCUGCUGUAUGAGAUGCUGCUUUUAUGAGCGAUUUUAAUAUUUAGUCAUUUCCCCUUUUGUCAGACAGUAAAUGCCCAUAAAGCCGUGAAAGCCUGGGAGAACGGACAGAGGGGCUCAUUGUGGCCGAUGAAGCUCACCGGCGCUCGCUCACACUGGGACCCAGUGAGGACCGGCCUCCAUGUUUUCAUUCUGCCUGCAUGUGGAAACACUGUAGCAGAUACAGUAGAUCCGCUGCUGGAAUCCGCUCACGCUGAAACCGAGGGUCAGUCAACGUUACAUGUGCUUGUACAGACAUUUUAUAUCCCCAGAAAUAAGGAAAACUUAGGGUCACGCCCGCUGCGUCUUGUUGGUUUAGAGCAGAACUGCAGGAACCCUGUGUAACGCGCCCGCAGCCCCGCGUGACGGGAGCCGUGGGCUGUGGAGGACAGGACGUGUUUUGUUUUAAUCAGCGACCCGGCACUGAGACACCGGACGUAGAGAUAUGUGUGAUAAGCAGGUUCUAUGCAAUGCUGAGUUCAGCCGAUUCACGUUGGACAGAGGAGAUAAGAUGAUGAGACACACAGAGACGGACUCAUCCCGCUUCAGAGCGGCCCGUAAACAGACUCGCUGCUUUCAGGCCCGCAAGGUUACGCAACCUCUGUGUUUUGAAGGCUGUCGUGUGACGUUUAGUUGUGACAAGCCUCUGCUGUGGGAAGCAGUGUGUGUGUGUGUGUGUGUGUGUGUGUGUGUGUGUGUGUGUGACUCAGUCCAUUAUCCUGCAGCUCAUUCUGCUCAGCCAAUGAAUCACCCUGAUUUUAUUUCUGACCCUAAUUAUGUAAAAGCAAGUAAAUCUUUUCUUUUUUUGUUUUUUCACUACCAAAUAGUUACCAUCACAUAUUCUAUUAGUUAUAGCUUCAAAGAAACACAUCCAAUGUGGUGCUUGUUGUGUUUCUCAUGUCUGUAAAACUGCUUAAUAUGAACCAUCCAGUCAUCCAGGCUUUAAUUCAAGGCUCACUUCCUAGUUUAGCAGAGAUGAAACACACAUCUCUCCAAAGAAGCUGCAGUGUAACGCCAGCAUGUGUGUGUUUUAGUGUCAAAAAAACAGCAGAAGAAGAAAAGGACGUUCAGGGAGCGACAGACGGGCGAAAGCCGAAAGACGAGAGAAAACCCAUAAAUAAACGCACAGAAACUGUGUAACUGUACGAUUAGAAAGUUUGAAGCAGCUCGUGUUCAGUGCGUAGGACGGUGCUCAGAGCAUCAGACCAGUUCACAUGCCAGCAUGACGGAGCUACACUGGGCUCCAGUGUGCGACCAGAUCAAACACACACCUCUGGAAUCCUUUCUGGACGUGGAGCUGCCUGAAGGUGCUUUAUCUCCGUCCAUUCAACCUCUGCCCUCACACAAACACACAUCUUCCUCUUUCCUUCCUUUCUUAUCUCCUUCUGCUGCCUUUUCUGGGUCCUGUCAGCCACUGAAGCACAUCUUCCUGCUCAACCUCCACAGCCUGUUGUGCCAAACAUCCUGGUCACAUGGUGUUUGCUCUGUAUUUGUGUGUGUGUGUGCACGUUCAAAGUUCAUGGGUGGUGUCAUGCAGUGUUUCCACUGCUGAGAAACGGUGUGACACACACACACACACACACACCCCAACCCCUCCCCCGUGGCUCUGUCCAGCUGACCAACGAUGAGGUCGAGGUCAUCAUGCGCCAUGGUUUCACAUCCUGGUACAGUAAAAGCUGCUCAGUCUCUGGGUAACAUCUGUAUCAGACUGGAUCAGUUCAUGCUGAUAGUUGAUACAGCUGCAGUUUGAGGUUUGCCUCCAACCUGAUGUUAACAUCCAUUCAGCAACUACUGACUUCCCACAUAACUCACUAAACACACUUUUGGGAAACCGGGAUCAACUGAUAUCAGGAGGUGGGAGAACGCAGCCUCCCUCCGUGGCCUUCUACACCAGAUGUAGCCAACUGGUGCACAGACAAACACGCGGUUCUGAGCGGCCAGAACCUUUUUCUCAACGGUGUGAGCUGGCACAGAGGAGAGAGAGAGAGAGAGUGAGAGAGAGAGAGACUGCUUCAGUGUCAGAGUCUCGGCUUAAAGCGCGUUUACUUCAACUCCUCUAAUAUUAAAACUUCCAGGACUGUGGAAACAACAGUGUUUGUGUGUUUUAAGGUGACAGAUAAAGUGUGUGUGUGUGUGUGUGUGUGUGUGUGUGUGUGUGUGUGUGUGUGUGUGUGUGUGUGUGUGUGUGUGUGCGUGUCUGAGGUGAAGCAGACUGUGGGGGAGAGGAUGAGGGAGUCGGGUUCAUCAGAUAGGACAGUGAGUCAUGGGACACGGGAGAGGAUGGUUCUUUAGGUCCUCCCUUGGAAUUACUGCAGUUUGUGCAUUUUCUGGCCAUUUCCUAUAACAGAACAUGAUUUUCUGCAUUUACUGAGAAUGUACAGCCACACACAGAAAACUGUCUUAGGCUCAGCUUCAUCCCAAGAGCAGAGUAGAUGGCGAGAUAUUUUAUAUUAAGGAACUUGUGUUUGACAAUUUAUCAUUUUUCAUAAUAUUGAAGAUUUCCCAUGUUGUAUUGUAAAUAAAUUGUACAUUCAUGA
Betta splendens (Siamese fighting fish) is the source of this 5964-nucleotide messenger RNA. RefSeq names its product ras homolog family member Ua (gene rhoua). Gene Ontology annotation, molecular function: GTPase activity; GTP binding. The record is from RefSeq and is a predicted model, not a curated record. Lineage: Eukaryota; Metazoa; Chordata; Actinopteri; Anabantiformes; Osphronemidae. The transcript has 4 exons. Gene Ontology annotation, biological process: small GTPase-mediated signal transduction. The coding region runs from base 250 to 1077 and encodes 275 amino acids.